ACCACCGCCGCCCAUGCAACACUGCUGGCGGCCAUUCACUCACUUCACACGCGCAGCACGCACAUCUCAUCGCUGCACCUUUCGUAUUAUCGCCAUGCCGCCAAAACAGGCGAAGCUCGGAAAAUUCUUUGGCACUCCGAAUGGUCAGAAACCAGCUCCUCAGCAGUCGAAGCUGUCUUUCGCCACCAAGGCUGCACCCAAGCAGGAGAACACAGAUGGACCACAUGAACCACCUCCAGCCAGCCCAAAUAGCGCGGUCAAAAAAGAAGAGGAUGUGGAGAUGAAAGAGGAUGAGCCUGUGAAUCAGGGGGCCGAGGACGACGCAGGAGACGAGGCAUCUGCAGAGAAGGAGUCGACAACGUCUGCCACCUCAAAGAAGCGCCGGGCCAGCGAAGAUGUUGAAAUGGACGAUGACUUAGACGAGGAUGAGCCUCCUACCAAGAAAGCUCGUUCGAAGCCUGCUGUCAAUGGAAACAAGAAAGGCGUUGCGAAGAAGACAACGAUCAAGAAAGAAACCCCGCUCAGGACACCAAAAUCAACUCCUCACAUCAAGGCAGAGCCUGCCAGCCUCGACAAUGACGAGAUCAAAUCAUCUCAAGCGAAUACACCGACUUCGCCAGACCGCUCCGAGCCAUCUGAGAAGGAGGAAGAGGAGGAAGAGGAGGAGGAGGAGGAGGAGGAGGAGGGAGAAGAAGGAGAAGAAGAAGAAGAGGCUGACAUGAAGCCUGCGAAGGCUGCGAAGGUCGUCCAAAGCACACUCAGGGCAGACGGCAAAGACCCCUAUCCGGACUGGAAAGUUGGGGAUCCUGUACCAUAUGCCGCUCUCUGCACAACAUUCUCCAUGAUUGAGAUGACUACCAAGCGUCUCGAGAUUCUUUCCCACUGUGCGAGGUUCCUGCGACAAGUCCUCCGUCUCACACCGGACGAUUUGCUACCAGUCGUGCUGCUUAUGGUAGGAAAACUAGCCGCUGAUUACGCGGGCAUCGAAUUGGGCAUUGGUGAGUCUCUCAUCAUGAAAGCUAUCGGCGAGAGCACGGGCCGCAGCUUGAAGGUUGUCAAGGAAGACCAACAAAAAGUCGGAGAUCUCGGCCUUGUUGCAGCAAAGAGUAGAGGUGGCCAGCCGAUGAUGUUUAAGCCGAAGCCUCUUACUGUACGCGCUGUGCACGAAGGCCUUAUGAAAAUUGCAACUGUCGAAGGUCAAGGUGCCCAGGGUCGAAAAGUGGAUGGUAUCAAGAAACUGCUUUCUUCGGCAGAUAUCAACAUGGCAAAGGGGGCGACAAUCGACAUCAACAAGGACAAAGGUGGACCGAGCGAAAGCAAAUUCAUCAUUCGGGCCCUGGAAGGCAAAAUGAGGCUCGGAUUGGCGGACAAGAACUUGCAGGUUGCAGUUGCUCAUGCUAUGGUUGCCCACUCUGUCUCUAAGGAUGGAAAGAAAGUGCCGUCGGAAGAACAACUCAAGAAGGGCGAGGAAGUAUUCAAAGCCGUCUAUGCUGAGCUUCCCGCGUACGAAGUCAUCAUUCCGGCGCUCCUCGAGCAUGGCAUCUGGGAGCUUCGAGAUGCGGUAAAACUCAAGCCCGGUGUUCCUUUGAAGCCUAUGCUGGCCAAGCCGACCAAGUCGAUUGGAGAAGUCCUCGAUCGCUUCGAGGGCAAAGACUUUACAUGCGAGUACAAAUACGAUGGCGAGCGUGCUCAGAUACACUACGUCGCUCAUGAUACCGACGAAAAGUUCGCCGCCACGAUCGCACCUGCCGCUGGGAAGAGCGAUCGAGGCAUUGCCAAUAUCUUCUCUCGUAACAGCGAAGACCUCAGCAAAAAGUAUCCGGACAUUCUGGAGAAGCUGCCGAAUUGGGUCAAGAAAGGCACCAAGUCUUUUGUUCUUGACUGCGAGACUGUGGCUUGGGAUGUCGAAAAGAAGCACGUCUUGCCAUUCCAACAACUCAUGACGAGAAAGAAAAAAGAUGUCAAGACCGAGGAUAUCAAAGUCAAAGUCUGCGUGUUCGCGUUCGACAUUCUGUACCUCGAUGGCGACGCUAUGGUCAAUAAGCCAUUUCGCGAACGAAGAGAAGCCAUGUAUGGCGCUUUCGAGGAAAUUGAGGGCGAGUUCGCUUUCGCCAAGUUCGGCAAUUCGAAAGAGGUCGAGGAGAUACAGACACUUCUCGAGGAUUCCAUCAAGGCAUCCUGUGAGGGGCUCAUGGUGAAAAUGCUGGAUGGUGUUGAGUCACACUACGAGCCAUCACGGCGAUCUCAGAAUUGGCUCAAAGUGAAGAAGGACUACCUCGCCGGUGCUGGCGACUCCCUCGACCUUGUGGUCAUUGGAGCAUACUACGGCAAGGGCAAGAGAACCAAUUGGUACGGCGCUUUCCAACUCGCGUGCUAUAACGACCAGAAGGAGCAGUACGAGACGGUGUGCAAUAUUGGUACCGGCUUCAGUGAAGUUCUCCUCGCCGAGCUAUACGAGACCCUGUCACCUCUGGCUAUCGAUCGGGCUAAGCCAUUCUUCGACCACAGUACGGGCAAAAAUGAUCAGCCUGACGUCUGGUUCGAGCCCAAAUAUGUAUGGGAGGUCAAAACGGCAGACCUCACGCUUUCUCCCAGGUAUCGAGCCGCAUCAAGCGAAUUUGGAGGAGACGGCACUCACAAGGGAGUCUCACUGCGCUUCCCGCGUUUCAUUCGAGUUCGAGAUGACAAGAAGCCCGAUGAAGCGACGAGCAGCAAACAAGUUGCUGAGAUGUAUAGAGCUCAGGAGAGUGUCGGGAAAACCAAGGGCCCGAGCGUAGAUGACGACUUUGAGUACUGAUGAAUGAAAGAGGCGGACAGCUCUGCUGUAUCCCAUGUAGCGCUUCAUGCGAGAUAUAUCAC
Messenger RNA from Sphaerulina musiva SO2202, 2859 nucleotides. RefSeq names its product ATP-dependent DNA ligase. Gene Ontology annotation, biological process: Okazaki fragment processing involved in mitotic DNA replication; DNA recombination; lagging strand elongation. The transcript has 2 exons. Gene Ontology annotation, cellular component: mitochondrion; nucleus. The record is from RefSeq and is a predicted model, not a curated record. NCBI's taxonomy places the organism in Eukaryota, Fungi, Ascomycota, Dothideomycetes, Mycosphaerellales, Mycosphaerellaceae. Gene Ontology annotation, molecular function: DNA ligase (ATP) activity; ATP binding; DNA binding. Bases 14 to 2797 code for a protein of 927 amino acids.